UUUAACAUCUUUCUCUCUCUCUAAACAUAACUAUACUUUUUUAAUUUUACUAUGCCUUCUAGAUCAGUACUUCUCAGCGAGGCCUUCAAGUCUCACCCCGUCCAUCUCCACCACAAACACGCCGACUUCAGCUCACUGCAGGAGUUGCCGGAUUCCUAUGCAUGGAAUCAACCGGACGACCACCCUUCCGACCGGUCGAUAUUCGCCUCCAAGUCCAUCCCGGUUGUCGAUCUCAACGACCCGAAUGCCCUCAAACUCAUAGGUCAUGCAUGCAAAACUUGGGGAGUUUUCCAAGUCACCAACCACGGCAUCUCCACCGAGCUCCUCGACGACAUUGAGAGCGCCGGCCGGAGCCUCUUCUCUCUUCCGCUUCAGCAGAAGCUUAAGGCGGCUCGUUCUCCCGACGGCGUCUCCGGCUAUGGCGUCGCUCGGAUUUCCUCCUUUUUCCCUAAGCUCAUGUGGUCCGAAGGCUUCACCAUCGUCGGCUCCCCGGUUGACCAUUUUCGUCAACUUUGGCCCCAAGACUACUCCAAAUUCUGUGAUGUAAUUGAAGAGUACGAGGCGGAGGUGAAAAGGCUGGCUGGGAGGCUGAUGUGGCUUAUGCUCGGCUCCCUAGGGAUAUCCAGGGCCGACAUCAAGUGGGCCGGCCCAAAAGGUAAUUUUAAAGGGGCCAGUGCUGCUCUACAACUAAAUUCCUACCCGGCUUGUCCGGAUCCGGAUCGGGCAAUGGGUCUGGCCGCCCACACCGAUUCGACCCUGCUCACAAUUCUAUAUCAGAACAGCACAAGUGGGUUGCAGGUGCUCCGGGAGGGGACCGGGUGGGUUACCGUUCCGCCUAUUCACGGGGCAUUCGUUGUCAACGUGGGUGACCUGCUCCACAUUUUGUCAAACGGGUUGUACCCUAGUGUCCUACACCGGGCGGUCGUAAACCGGACCCGGCACCGGCUGUCCAUUGCCUACCUUUAUGGGCCCCCAUCUAGUGUCAAAAUCUCACCGCUCCCAAGACUAGUAGGCCCAGGUCAACCCCCGCUCUACCGGCCGAUCACUUGGACCGAGUACCUUGGCACCAAGGCAAAGCAUUUCAACAAAGCACUUUCUUCUGUCCGGGUUUUUUCUCCUGUAAAUGGAUUGGCCGAUGUAACUGAUCAUAACACAGUAAAAGUUAACUAGUGAAAAUAUUUUUUCAAUUUAAAAAAA
This is a messenger RNA of Morus notabilis, 1197 nucleotides long. Its product is annotated as gibberellin 3-beta-dioxygenase 1. Gene Ontology annotation, molecular function: gibberellin 3-beta-dioxygenase activity. The transcript has 2 exons. Gene Ontology annotation, biological process: gibberellin biosynthetic process; response to light stimulus. The record is from RefSeq and is a predicted model, not a curated record. Lineage: Eukaryota; Viridiplantae; Streptophyta; Magnoliopsida; Rosales; Moraceae. Bases 52 to 1170 code for a protein of 372 amino acids.